Messenger RNA from Vidua macroura (Pin-tailed whydah), 4637 nucleotides. It is a transcript of the gene CCNL2, whose product is annotated as cyclin L2. Gene Ontology annotation, molecular function: cyclin-dependent protein serine/threonine kinase regulator activity. Bases 1680 to 2591 code for a protein of 303 amino acids. The transcript is spliced from 7 exons. Gene Ontology annotation, biological process: regulation of transcription by RNA polymerase II. Gene Ontology annotation, cellular component: nucleus. Lineage: Eukaryota; Metazoa; Chordata; Aves; Passeriformes; Viduidae. The record is from RefSeq and is a predicted model, not a curated record.
AGUGACUAAGACUUCUCCUCUGCUGCCCAUGGUGCAGGGAUAGCUGCCGUCUUCAGUCAACCCAAAGCUCUCCAAAGAGAAGGCUGGCUCUAGACAGGUGGUAUAUACAUGAUAGUAGAGUAACUGGCCAACUGCUUCUUGUGCUUAUAUUUAUUAUUUUUUUUUCUUACUCUGCAUUUUUUGAUUGUUUGUAUAUUUGGUAACCUGAGAGCGUUGAAGUUCUGAAAUUUUAUUUUAUUUUAAUGUUCUAUUUCUCUUAACUGUUAUAAUCUGGUGUGUUUCUUACAUGAUAAAGUGAAUUAAGGUGGGGUUUAAAUCUUUAAAAGGGAUGAAUUAACAACAAAAAAAAAUGAAUAGUUUGAAAGAUACAAUUAUCUCAAAUGUUUAAAUGAAAAAACUAGUACGUGUGUGAAGCUUGGACACAAAAUGUGAUAUUUAGAGACACUUCCCAGAAGCAUUGCAUGGAGCAGUGGAAUGGGAGUUCUGGACUGCCAGGAAUCUGCUGGUUAUGGAGGGAGGGAAUUACCCCAGUUGAGAAAGGGGUCAGAUGUUACAAUAACACAUCUGUGUGCUCGUGUUUGUUACUUCCAGUACCCAAAAACUGGUGGGUAUCCAGUAUAGUUGGUUUUUUGAAAUGUGCAUUUUUACAACAUUACCUUUUUCUUAAGCUAUUGUGACAAGGAUUCAUUUCCUCCUGUGUCUGACUGAGCCCGCAGGGCAGAUGUGCAGAGGCCAAACUUGGAAGCUGGCAUGGUUCUCAAUUUGGCAAAUCAGAAAAAAAAAGCUUCCAAAUGUUCCAAGCCACCCUUUCCUUUAUCACUCCUUUGGCCAAAAGGUUUGUGCUCUCUUUGUAGUGAGACAAGAGCAGGUUUAGAAGUUCCUUUCUCCCAGAAAGAUGAGCUGAUGGUCAAUGUUGCUUUUUUGAGGGCAGCAGUUGCUGUUUGUGUAAACAAGAAUUGAGGACAGCUGGGGCAGGUGGGAGUUGGAAACUCCUGGGAUUCCAAUCCCUGCUCUCUGUCCUUGUAAACAUUGCAGGUGCCUGGCCUGUGGUCUCUGCUUUGGAUAUCUUGGGGUCAGUGAAUCCUUGUAUACUGGGUACCCACAUGGUUAAUUAUUACCUUAAAGUAUUAUUUUAAGGACUUUUAUUAUGUCUGGUUUUAGUUUUUCUCCAUCUGACACUUUAUUGACAUAUGUGCUCCCAAGUCUAGAUCUUCUAAAGCACAUCAGCUGACAGAUUCACAGGAAUUUACUUUGUGUAUUUAAGAUUUAACAGCAUAAUGCUUCAUUGUACUGACUGGAAUAUGUGCAAUAUUUUACAGUUUUCUCAUUCUGUGAAUAUUCAUUUUAAGCAACCUUACUGAAAUGGGACAAUUUGGAAACCUUAUUUCAUGUGCCAAAGAGGAGAUCUGCCUGAGUACUGACUGUUCUCCUGAACUGAUGUUCCCAAACACCCUGAUUUCUCCUAUGGCUGACUUUUUGCAUCAAAAAGAAUUCUCUUCUGGAUGGAAACGGACCCUUAAAUGCCACUGGAAGUUGGCCUGUGCUGAAGAGGACUGCAUUUCAUGGGAGAACUGCUCCAGGAGCUGCAGCUUUUGCCAGACACCUGGUUCUGCCCUAUUGCAGGGGAACAUGUGAACCUAAAAUUCUAUAACUGAGUAUUUCUGAGCACACUGAACUACAUGAACGACAGCCUGAGAACAGAUGUCUUUGUGAGGUUCCAGCCAGAAAGCAUUGCCUGUGCCUGCAUUUACCUGGCAGCCAGGACACUGGAGAUCCCACUUCCAAAUCGCCCACAUUGGUUUUUACUGUUCGGAGCAACUGAGGAAGAAAUUCAAGAAAUCUGCUUAAAAAUCUUGCAGCUCUACACAAGGAAAAAGGUGGAUUUAUCUGAUCUGGAAAGUAAAAUAGAAAAGAAGAAAUUGGCUAUUGAAGAGGCAAAAGCACAAGCUAAAGGUCUGGUACCUGAGGGAGUUCCAAGCUUGGAUAACACAUCGGGAUUUUCCCCUAUCCCAAAAAAUGAGUCUCCAAAAGAGGUUAAAGGAAAUAAACCUUCACCGCUACCUGUGCAGGCCAUGAAGAAUGCUAAAAGGAAAACAGAGGGAGCCAAGAGAACCAGCUCCAACAGCCCAGUAAAUGGUGUCCAGAAAGGAAGAGAGAGCAGAAGUCGAAGUGGAAGCAGAGAUCAGAGUUACUCAAGGUCACCAUCGAGGUCUGCAUCCCCUAAGCACAGGAAAAGCGAGAGUUACUCCACGUCCAGCGGCUCCAAGUCGCACAGCCGCUCGCGGAGCCGCAGCGAUUCCCCCCCGAGGCAGUUCAACCACAGCUCCUCGGCCUACAAGGGUUCCAAGGUGCGGAGCUACAAGAAAUCCAAGGACUACAGCAAAUACUCGGCGCACAAGGCGCGCAAGUCGCGCUCGCGCAGCUCGUCCCGCUCGCGCAGCCGCUCCCGCGAGCGCUCCGACCACUCGGGCAAGUACAAGAAGAAGAGCCACUACUACCGCAACCACCGGCACGAGCGCUCCCGCUCCUACGAGCGCGCUGGGCACCGCUACGAGCGCGAGCACCCCGGGCACAGCCGGCACCGCCGGUGAGCCCCGGGCUGCUCCCGGGGGGGAUCGGCGCUGCUGAGCCCCCAGAGCUGCUCCCGGGGGGGAUCGGCGCUGCUGAGCCCCCAGAGAUGCUCCCGGGGGGAUUCCUGCUGGUGAGCCUGGCUGGGGCUGCUCCCGGGGGGAAUUGACACUGCUGAGCCCUGCUGGAGCUGCUCCCGGGGGGAAUUGACACUGCUGAGCCCUGCUGGGGCUGCUCCUGGGGGGAUUCCUGCUGGUGAGCCUGGCUGGGGCUGCUCCUCUGGGGAAUUGUCACUGCUGAGCCCUGCUGGGGCUGCUCCUGGGGGGAUUCCUGCUGGUGAGCCCCGGGGAGAUUCCUGCUGGUGAGCCCCGGGCUGCUCCCAGGGGGGAUCAGCACUGCUCAGCCCCCAGAGCUGCUCCCGGGGCGAGUUGGCACUGCUGAGCCUGGCUGGGGCUGCUCCCGGGGGGAUUCCUGCUGGUGAACCUGGCUGGGGCUGCUCCUCUGGGGAAUUGUCACUGCUGAGCCCUGCUGGGGCUGCUCCCAGGGGGAUUCCUGCUGGUGAGACUGGCUGGGGCUGCUCCCGGGGGGGAUCGGCGCUGCUGAGCCCUGCUGGGGCUGCUUCCCGAGGGAAUUCCUACCAGUGAGCCCCCAGAGCUGGUCCCAGGGGGUUUGGCACUGCUGAGCCCUGCUGGGGCUGCUCCCAAGGGAAUUCCUGCCAGUGAGCCCCCAGGGCUGCUCCUGGGGGGGAUUGGCACUGGUGAGCCCUGCUGGGGCUGCUCCCAAGGGAAUUCCUGCCAGUGAGCCCCCAGGGCUGCUCCUGGGGGGGAUUAGCACUGGUGAGCCUGGCUGGGGCUGCUCCCUGGGGGAAUUGUCACUGCUGAGCCCCCAAAGCUGCUCCCGGGGGGAAUUCCUGCUGGUGAGCUCUCAGCCUGCUGGGGCAGCUCUGAAGUGAGCCUCUCAAGCUGCUGGGGCAGCUUCCCAAGGGAAUUCCUGCCAGUGAGCCCUGCUGGGGCUGCUUCCCAAGGGAAUGCCCACCAGGGCUGCUUUCUGAGGGAUUUCCCUCCAGCACCCCGGGCACAGUUGGUGAGAGAUGGGGCUGCUUCCCUCCAGAAUUCCCUCUGGCACCACUGGCAAACCAGGGCUGCUUCCCUCGGAAUUCCCUCUGCCAGCAGAGCUCGUUCCCCGUGGCUUGUGCAGGGUUAAUCUGGCUAGUGAACCCCCCCUGGCUCGAGGCAGCAGUUUGUGCUCAUCCAUGAAUCCAAAGGAAAGGCUGACAGGGUGGGAAGUGAUGUCAGGACACCCUGUGCCGGGGUGUCACUGUCACCCUCACCCUUGGAGCUCCUGUCCUGCUCCAGGAUUUCCAUCCCUGUCACAGUGCAGUGUUUGGGGCUUCCAGUCCUGCAGGCAGCCCAUCCUUGGAAUGCUGAGCCCGGCAGUUCUUCCCUGUGGGACUGGAAAGCUCCUCAUCCCCCUGGGAGUGCUUUGGUGCUAACAAUGCCCUCUUUUCAUGCUGGCUCGGUGAUGUUGUACAGGUGGGAGGUGACUUUUUUUUUUAGACCCAUUGCCUAUAUUAGGUUCUCUGUGUAUAUAUAUUUUGCAGUGUUACAGUACAGUAUGGGAAAAUGGCCUUCCUAGCCUUUACACUUUACCCACAAUGUAAAUAAGCAUUUGUUUAAUACAGGUGAAGAUAUCUACGGAAAAUUCAAAACUUGAAUUCUAUCAACAACAAAAAAAAAAAAAAAAAGACUUGUGUAGAAAAUUCUGAUAAAUGUGAAAGUAUUUAGCUCUGUGCAUUGAGAGUAGUAUAUUUUUAUCUGUGCAAUGCUGUGUGCAGGCCACCAGCUCAGAAGACAUUUCCUAUAUAUCCAUUUGAAGUGGUUGAAAAUUCUUUACUCAGGAUCUUUGACACUCUGAAGAAUUCGUAGUUUGUCAGUCUGCAUGCUUGAUGAACAGAGCAUUUAAAAACCAAUUAGCAGAGCCCCACAGCCCAGUACUAUCAGUUCUAGUGGUAUAUCUGAGCUGUUACUCUCAUGCUCCCUAAUUUCAUUAAAGUAUUUGAUUUUCUAUUA